AUAUUAUUUAAGGAGGAAUCAAUUUUGAAUAACUGGAGAAGCUGACAUGAACAUAGCGGUAAGAACGACCACAACACUGCAGACUGAAGACCAUGGAAGUGUCCACAAUGGCUUAUCUGGAUGAUGAACUUUCUUGGAGUCCACCUUCUGAGGCAGAACUCAAAGUUAAUGAGGCCAGACGGGAACGCAAUAACAAGAUAUCAUCUGUAAUGGGACAAUAUCUUCUAAAGGGAUACAAAAUGUUAGCUACAACUUGUCCUGUUUGUGAAUGUGUCUUGUUAGAGGACCGAAUGACAAACAAAUAUUGCAUCGGAUGUUGUGAGGUUGAUGCUGACACCAAGAAAGACAAUCCAGCUGUGAGUGAACAAGCAGCCAGAAGAGCAGUGGAAGAAACUCAACAUAGACAGAAUCCUGAAACAGAGUUGUCUGUUUUACUAGCAAAAGGAGGUAAUUCUCAACAAAUGUCAUCGGUAGCCACUUCACAGACUGAUCCGACACAUACAUCCCAGUCAGUGGCCACGUCUACUACGGACACUAAUACUAGUUCUGAAAAUCAUUCGAAGAAAAGCAUUAUUGUUCAUGGCGUCAACCUAUCUGAAGAUGCAACGGCAACCAUAAAUGUACUCCGAGAGAAGCUAGUUUGGGCAAAAAACCAGCUGCUGGCCACAACGAGUGUUCAUGAAGCACAAAAACUUGUUGAACUUAUUACUGAAGUCUGCAAGGCUAUUACUGCACUUAGAGAUCUUUAAUUGUAUUGUUAUAAAACUAUUAAAACAAGUGUGAUAUGUGUG
Molecule: messenger RNA, 791 nt
Organism: Homarus americanus (American lobster)
Lineage: Eukaryota; Metazoa; Arthropoda; Malacostraca; Decapoda; Nephropidae
Product: protein ZNRD2-like
Exons: 5
Coding region: 93-749 (218 amino acids)
Source: RefSeq, a predicted model, not a curated record